AUGCUGCGACGGCCUCCUGGCGAGGGACGGCAUGUCGUCCAGCAACCAAACAACAGGAAGUUCUACUGGGUCCUCGCUGCUCUGCUGCUGCCCGUGCUCCCUCUCGUCGAGGCUGUCGAUUACCGCUCCGUCGACCACCAGCCACAACCCCCGGCUCUUGCCUCGCCGUCGCUAGCUGCGUCCCGGGCUGCCGAUCCUCACCAUCAUCAUCACCAACCCGAGCAACAUGGCAAACCCGCCAGGCCCAGGGCCCAGCCCCGCCACGAGUCUCCCCUCGAGGGAGACAGUGUCAUCCGCAAUCUUGCUGCGACUGCGCUGACACAACACGACCUCGACACCCCGCAUGCUUCCUCGCGCAGGAAGAGGACCAACACACAAUCCGUCAAGGAAGAACACCCACCCCAAUACAGACAACAACAAAACCUUCAAACCUACGAUGCGAGCGCUAUCUCCGCUGCGGCUCCGGACAUCCCCGAGGGGCGGUCCGUCCGAGCCCCUUCACCGUUGACCCCCGACAGGUCGAUUGAUGAUUGGGAAGUGGAAGAUUUUGUUCUUUUGGCGACCAUCGAUGGAGACCUUUACGCCAGCGACCGGAGAACAGGCAAGGAGCGCUGGCACAUCUCGCUCGGCCAGUCCAUGGUCGAGACAAAACAUCACCGCCAGGUCAAGUCACCUGCCGAUGGCGACUCCAAUACCAUCUGGGACCAGAGCGUCUGGGCCAUCGAGCCCACCGGCGACGGCGAGAUCUACAUGUACGCCCCGGGCAAGACCGAGGGCGUCAUGUCCACCGGCUUGACAAUGAAGGAUCUCGUGGAGAAAAUGUCGCCAUACGAGAACAAGGAGUACGGCCUUGUCUACACGGGCAAGAAGGAGACCAACAUCCUGGCCCUGGACGCUGCCACUGGCCGUGCCAUUCGGUGGUUUGGGCCGACGGCAUCCACUGCCGAGGACUACGACAGCUGCCCCCGGCCUCUAGACCCCGUUGCCAGCAUGGACUCUGAGGAGUGCCACGGCGGUACCAUCACCCUAGGGCGGACCGAGUACACGGUUGGCAUCUCCAAUCCACGCGGGUACCCCGUCGCCACGCUCAAGUACUCCGAGUGGAGCCCCAACAUCAAGGACGAGGACCUAAUGCGGCAAUACUCCACCACAAUGGACAAGCUAUACAUCACUAGCCGCCAUGACGGCCGGGUCUAUGGAUUCGACUUUGACCGGGACGCCGAGCGCCGUCAGUCGUUUGUCGAGCAUUUCCCUACCCCAAUCGCCAGGGCCUUCGACGUCGUUCGUCCGGCUCGCAGCUACAAUCCGUACGAGGAGGACGACAAGAACACUGAGCUCAUUGCGCUACCACAGCCUGCGCUCCCGGCCAAAGACGAGCACGAGGCUCUGGUGCGGAGCGGUGCUAUUUUCCUCGACCAGAUUGCCGGCAACUGCACUGUCAUCGAAAGGGUCAAGAAGCUCCCUCAGGAAGCAGCCAAUAGUGCCAUCGAAGCUUUCACCAACCCCUUUGUCGCACUCCUUUUCAUGACGGCUCUAUUUGUGUAUCGCCAUGAGAUUAUCCGCCGUGUCAAGGGAGUCCCGAAGCAAUCUGUCCGGUGGACGAAGGGUGUUCUCAAGCAGCAAGGCUUCAAUGUUGACCUGGACGAGGACUCUUCGGACGAGACACCAGAGACUCAACUGGCGGAUAGUGAUCAAGGGAUCGAGAGGCUUGCACCCGAACAGGUCGCACCAGCAAGGGAGGUGCUCAAUCUCGGGCAUGAAACGCCACCGGACCCAGCCACUCCAAGGGCCCUCAUCGAGAUCAAUGCGCCCAUUCAGAUACAGGGUGACGUACCGGCGGACACAGCGCAGCCCCCUCCUGAGGUGAAGAAGAAGAAGGCUCACCGAGGCCGGCGUGGUGGGAAACAACACCGCAAGAAUAAGAAGGGGGACAACGGUUCGGCUGAUGAUGAGGCCCUCAACGACGUGGAGGAGGCAGUCAACAUGGCUAAGAAGCUGGGCGAGACGGCCCGAGGCCCCGAGCCCGAUAUCCAGACGGUACCUGACGACGUCGGAAACGUGUCCGUCCCGAUCCUGAAGAUCGACGACAGUCUUGAGGUCAUCCAAGAGCAGCAGCUGGGCACGGGAAGCAACGGUACCAUCGUCUUCGCCGGCAAGUGGCAAGACCGGCCAGUGGCAGUCAAGCGGAUGCUGCGGUCCUUCUAUGACAUCGCAACGCGCGAGACACGGCUGCUGCGCGAGGUCGAUCUGCACCCUAACGUCAUUCGCUACUAUGCACAGCUGGAGCGCGGCGACUUCAUCUACAUCGCCCUGCAGCUGUGUGAGGCUUCGCUGGCAGACGUUGUCGAGAAGCCGUCGCACUUCCGCACAUUGGCUGAGCUUGGGUCCAAGAACCCGCUUGGAGUCCUGAAGCAGGUCACAAAAGGGCUGGAUCACCUUCAUUCUUUGCAAAUCGUCCAUCGUGACCUGAAACCACAAAACAUUCUCAUCACUACUGAUAUGGACGGCGAGCCUCUCAUCCUGGUGUCCGACUUCGGGCUUUGCAAGAAGCUCGAGAAUGGCCAGUCGUCUCUUGGUGCCACUACGGCCCACAACGCUGGUACUGCCGGCUGGCGAGCUCCAGAGCUCCUACACGAUGAUGACGCCUCAACCGGCCCGAUGCUUGUAGACGCGAGCUCCACGCACAGCGGCACUGCAAGCAGCAGCCAGCAGCAGGGUGAGAACCGACGCCGCGUGACCCGAUCCAUCGACAUCUUCUCACUCGGUAUCGUCUUUUUCUACGUCCUCACGCAGGGCUCACACCCAUUCGACUGCGGCGGCUCCUUCAUGCGGGAGGUCAAUAUCCGCAAGGGCACGUACAGCCUCGAUAGGCUCGAGGUGCUAGGCGAGUACCAGCGCGAGGCCACCCACUUGAUCGAGAAGAUGAUCAGCGCGAAUCCCAAGGAGAGGCCCAAGACCAAGGACAUCUUGGUGCAUCCCUUCUUCUGGUCGGCCGAGAAGCGUGAGGAA
Messenger RNA from Diaporthe citri, 3009 nucleotides. RefSeq lists its product as uncharacterized. The transcript has 3 exons. Gene Ontology annotation, cellular component: IRE1-TRAF2-ASK1 complex. Gene Ontology annotation, biological process: intrinsic apoptotic signaling pathway in response to endoplasmic reticulum stress; IRE1-mediated unfolded protein response; protein phosphorylation. Lineage: Eukaryota; Fungi; Ascomycota; Sordariomycetes; Diaporthales; Diaporthaceae. Gene Ontology annotation, molecular function: ATP binding; protein serine/threonine kinase activity; RNA endonuclease activity. The annotation marks the transcript as partial. The record is from RefSeq and is a predicted model, not a curated record.